Messenger RNA from Rhinichthys klamathensis goyatoka, 2544 nucleotides. It is a transcript of the gene nol10, whose product is annotated as nucleolar protein 10. Gene Ontology annotation, molecular function: protein binding. The transcript has 21 exons. The record is from RefSeq and is a predicted model, not a curated record. Bases 122 to 2305 code for a protein of 727 amino acids. Gene Ontology annotation, biological process: maturation of SSU-rRNA from tricistronic rRNA transcript (SSU-rRNA, 5.8S rRNA, LSU-rRNA). NCBI's taxonomy places the organism in Eukaryota, Metazoa, Chordata, Actinopteri, Cypriniformes, Leuciscidae. Gene Ontology annotation, cellular component: 90S preribosome; nucleus; nucleolus.
UAACUUCCUGUUGUGGAUCCACGUGGGUUUUGUGCUGAUGUUCAUGCCAGCUAACAGUAGUUCUUCAGAUUUACAUGACUGUAUGUGAUAUGUUUGAAAUCUCUGUCUGAGCGCUUUCGAGAUGCAGGUGUCUAGUGUGAAUAACGUGAAGAUAUAUAAUCUGAGUCACGGGAAAUCUCUUCCGGAGUGGCUGUCUGAUCGAAAGAAGAGAGUUUUACAGAAUAAGGAUGUUGACAUCCAGAGGAGGAUCGAGCUCAUUCAGGAUUUUGAGAUGCCCACGGUCUGCACCUCCAUCAAAGUGUCCCGAGAUGGCCAGUUCGUUUUAGCUGCAGGCACGUACAAACCUAGAGUCCGAUGCUAUGACACUUACCAGUUGUCUCUGAAGUUUGAGAGGUGCCUGGACUCUGAUGUGGUGGCGUUUGACAUCUUAUCAGACGACUACUCUAAGCUGGUGUUUCUGCACAUGGACCGCAGUGUGUCGUUCCACUCUCAGCACGGGCACUACUAUAAGACCCGCAUCCCCAAGUUUGGCCGAGACUUCUCCUACCACUACCCUUCCUGCGAUCUCUACUUUGUUGGUGCCAGCUCAGAGAUCUACAGGCUGAAUCUUGAACAGGGCAGAUUCCUGAACUCCUUAAAGACAGACGCUGCGGAAAUCAACGUGUGCGACAUCAACCCCGUUCAUAACUUGUUUGCUGCGGGAACAUUAGAGGGCAGAGUGGACUGCUGGGAUCCUCGUGUCCGGGGCCGAGUGGGCGUUCUGGACUGCGCUCUCAGCAGCAUCACUGACGCCACUGAGGUGGAAGGUCUGCCGUCCGUCAGCGCUCUGAAGUUCAACGGCUCUCUGGGAAUGGCGGUGGGCACCAGCACCGGACAGAUUCUGGUCUAUGAUCUUCGUUCUUCACAUCCUCUGCUAGUUAAAGAUCAUUACUAUGGUCUUCCCAUCAAAUCCCUUCACUUCCACGAGCCGCUGGACCUGGUGCUGUCCGCCGACUCCAAAAUCAUCAAGAUGUGGCACAAAGACAAUGGAAGAGUAUUUUCCUCCAUCGAACCGCAGGCCAACGUCAAUGAUGUGUGUCUCUACCCCGGCUCAGGUAUGCUUUUCACUGCCAAUGAAGAUCCCAAAAUGAACACCUUUUACAUUCCUGCUCUCGGUCCGGCUCCACGCUGGUGCUCCUUCCUGGAUAACCUCACCGAGGAGCUUGAGGAGAACCCGGAGAGCACCAUCUAUGACGACUACAAGUUUGUCACCCGCAAAGACCUGGAGAACCUGGGUCUGACGCAUCUGAUUGGUUCGGCUCUUCUCCGGGCCUACAUGCACGGCUUCUUCAUGGACAUCAGGCUCUACCACAAGGUAAAGACCAUGGCGAACCCGUUCGCCUAUGAAGAGUACCGUAAGGACCGAAUCCGACAGAAGAUCGAUGAGUCGAGAGCUCAGAGAGUCCAGCUCAAGAAGCUGCCUAAGGUCAAUAAGGAACUGGCCUUGAAACUCAUGGAGGAAAGUGAGCUUCCAAGCAAGAAGAGGAAGAAAAAAGCCAAUGCCGUAGACAAUCUCCUGAUGGACGACCGUUUCAAGGUGAUGUUUGAGAACCCGGAUUACCAGGUGGAUGAGCGGAGCGAGGAGUUCCGUCUGCUGAACCCCAUCGUGUCUAAAGUGGGAGAAAAGCGGAGGAAGAAACUCAGCCAGCUUGUUCAGCAAGAGGAGCAGGAUGGCGAGGAGGAGGAGGUGGAAGGCCGUGGCUCAGAGGAAGAGGAGAGCUCUGAUGAUGACGAUAAGAGCUGGGUGGAGGAGGUGAGGGUUCAGCGGCGUCUCUUACGGGCCGAGGAGCGAGAGCGCAGCUUCGUCCAGAGGAAAGAGAGGAGGCAACAGGACCGAGACACCAACUUACAGAGUUCAGAUCCAGUCGGGAACCUCCAGGGGGAGCAUCAGAACCAGAGCCAGCCUCGGUUCUACCAGAUCAAAGCAGGAGAGGAGUUUCGCAGCUUCAGCGACGUUUCCCACAAGCAGAAGAUGCAGAAGACAUCUCUGGAGGAGCGAUUGCAGCGGGAGGAGAGAUCAGGGAUGCUAAACCUCAGAGACGCAGCAGUUGGAAGCAAACAGCUCACUUUCACUCUCAAGAAGACGGAGAAGCAGCGAUUUCAACAGCAGGCUGAACGUGACCAUCAUGAGGAGAGGAGGAAGAUCAGACGGGCGGCUGGACACUUACAUUCUCAAAGGGGAGGAAGAGGAAGAGGCGGUUCGAGAGGAAGAGGCGGUGGGAGAGGAAGAGGCGGCGGGAGAGGAAGAGGAAGGAGACCCUUUUAAACUCAGGACUGAUCGUGGUCACUAGGCGUUGACACAGGACUUUAAUACGGCCUUAAAAUGUGUCUGAUCAGACAUCUGCAGGAAUCACUUUUGUCUUCAAGUACAGAUGCCGUCACUGAUUCACAUUAAGAGACUGUAUAUCCGUGUGUGUGAAUCCGAUCUCUUUUUUUUUCACGUCUCUCAGUACAGUAAACAGAACCUUGUGUUUAUUGAAGAACUAUAAAACAUUUUUAUCAACA